CAUUGUUCUCUGCUGCCUCUCUUCGCUACUCACCAUGUCAGCCCAGAGCAUAGCUCGCUGGAAUGCAAUUCCCAUGUCUCGACCCGAUACAGACAAUCAAGAACAAGCACAAUCUGUGCAAGAUAAAACCAAUUCCAUGAAGCGCUCUCACCAAGAUGUUGAUGAUAACGAAGACGACAACGUCUCGCUCGUCUCAAGGUCACCAUCGCCUCACCCCGAUGCAACAGACAUUGAAAAAUAUGACGAAUAUGUCCGCGGUCCAGAAAGGGAGGUCAUCACGGUCGAGACCAAGAUCAAAAGCACCAACAAGGGCUUCGCAUUACUCGCAAAACUCGGUUGGUCAGAGGGUCAGCCGUUGGGACUAUCUGCAGACGCGCGUGUCGAUCCUAUACCAUUUCAUGUGAAAAAUGAUUUGACUGGUCUAGGAAAAACUACUCAGGAUUUUCGAAUGAUCGAGACAACAGUUGCCGAAAGGCGCAAGUUGGACUCCGAGCGACAGCGAAAAGAAACCGAAGAUCAACGAAAAGCGCGAGAGGACGAUGCUGCCCGUCGCGCUGCACUCAAAUCGGAAAUUUCGGAUACGCUCAAAGCGUUCUACUGCUCGCUUUGUGAAAAACAAUUCCAAAAUGUCGCACAGUAUGACGAGCACACAAACUCGUACGCUCAUCACCACAAGGCCCGCCUCCGGGAUAUGCAAGCCAACACACGUAUGACAUCCCAAGAAGAUGUCGAUAAGCGUAAGGAAAAGGAGCGCAAGCGAGAAGAAAAGGAACUUCGCAAAAUUGCCAAGGCAGCUGGGAUCAAGAUGGCAAAGCCUACAACUACACCAGCUCCUGCGGCUCCUGCACAGGCUCCUGCUGCUGCGGAAGCGUCACCCCCCUCUGACGCACAAUCAAGCACCUUCAAGAAAGCUGGCUGGGCAACUGUUUCAGCACCAGUUGAGCCUUCGACUAGUUUCAAGCGGCCAGGUUGGGCAUCUUUGGAUUCCAAUGCGUCGUCCUCUGUGCCUUCCGCACCACUCCCACUCGCACCACCGCCAGCGCAUACUCCGCCUCCAGCUUCUCGCAGCGUAGCAAGUGCUACACCAAUAUUUCGCACCGGUGGCUGGACAUCUCUUGACGUCGGCAGCUCUCAGUCGGUCACCCCACCUCCUCCCAAUAAUAUUGCAGCGCCACCGCCUCCACCACCCAAUGUAGCCCCUCCCCCUCCCCCAGUUCCCCCUAGAAAUGCACCCCCUCCGGGCAGUCGGCCUCCAUUCCCGCCAGCAAAUGUGCGUCCACCUAGUGUACCCCUCCCUCCCUCCGCGCCUCCACCCAGUGGGCCACCUCCCUUCCCUCCCACAACAGGCGGCUGGGGCCCUGUUGCGCACCCCUCUGAUUCUAGGAGACGGGACCAGGGCUUUGCUCCUGUGCCGACGUUCUCUCAACCUCCGCCUCCGGCAGCAGCUGUCCCACCUACAUCAUCCACUCCAAUGGCUGCGGUCCCUCCGCCUGCUGCUCCUCAAGCAAGAACAGGUUGGCAGCAAUGGAAACAAGGCUCUGGGUCGAAACGGAGAUAGAGUACUUACAUACAUCUCUGUUAUUCACCAUGCUGAUUAUCUUUUUUGUUGUUCAACGUUAACUCUUGACAUCUACAAAAUGUAACGACGGAGUAUGUGGUUCUGCAGAUGCAAUUUGCGUGACUCUCGUGUUCAUGUUACAAUCUCACUGGUGUGGAAGUGCCAGUGGAGCUUCGCCGGCAAUUGCUUGAUCUGUAGUACCUCAACCUUGCUCUGCCGCCGUCUACAUCGAAAAAUGCAGUUCGGGCGA
Messenger RNA from Suillus clintonianus, 1808 nucleotides. RefSeq lists its product as uncharacterized. NCBI's taxonomy places the organism in Eukaryota, Fungi, Basidiomycota, Agaricomycetes, Boletales, Suillaceae. The transcript has 5 exons. The record is from RefSeq and is a predicted model, not a curated record. Gene Ontology annotation, molecular function: nucleic acid binding. Bases 35 to 1558 code for a protein of 507 amino acids.